AUGUCUGCGCGACGUGUGGCUAAUACUUCUCACACUAAGAUUGCUACAAAGUCGGCUACAGCGUUCCAAGAAGAUGCCGACAAGGAAGACAGUCGGUUGAUUCGAGACAUCAAGUUGAUAUCCAAUGAUAAUAAGCUUUCUCCAGGGGUGUACCGCAGCCCUGAGAUCUCCAGUCCUUAUCGUGGAACAUCGGAACAAAUAUUAAGGGGUAUGGGAUCCCCGAUCCAGAGACCCGAACACCAUAAGAACACACCAAGGGGAGGUGACAUUGAAAUGGAGCCGUCUGACAACGAAGACGAGCAGUCACAAUUUAAUGGUGGUGAUGAAGACGCGUUUGUGCCGCCUCGGGCGCUGGCGUUCCCUCGGCUACGGGAUCUAGACGGUCCCAUAGAUGAGAACAUCUCCAAAGAGUCGAUGAUCCAAAGCAUUGACCGGACUUUAGAUGAAGUGUUUGGCAGCGUUCAGCAUAAGGAUGACGGUAUACGAAGAAGAGGUGAUCAGUCGGAAGUAGGUGAGCCGAGUUUAGCUCAUACCCUGCCACGGUUUCAGGAUGUACUUACUGGGACGAUAGUGGGAAAGGGUGAUGAUGUUGAUGAAGUUGACUCUGAUGGUGUUGGCUCUGAUGAUGAUGGUGAUGAUGAUGAAGUUGACUCUGAUGGUGUUGGCUUUGAUGAUGAUGGUGAUGAUGAUGAUGAUGAUGAUGAUGAUGAUGAUGAUGAUGAUGAUGAUGAUGAUGAUGAUGAUGAUGAUGAUGAUGCAGACUUUGCACUUGAGACUCUAGAGAAGUUAAAAACAAUGAGUUCAGUAAAAACACGUUCCGAGCGGACAACGAAGAUCCCUUCACCUAAACUUGAUAUCUCUAGGGAAACCGAGGCUAGUGUUAGGAAGAACGCAUCCACGAGUUCUCCCUUAAGGAACAUACUUGCCUCUUCCAGACCACAAGUGACCCCGAUAUCCAAGACCAAUAUUCCGUCUCUCCAGGCGUCCAAUCCAAUCAAAGAUUGGGAAAAAGAACGGUGGUCACGACUAGAAACACUCAUCAAGAGUGGGCUUUCAGAUAAAGAACUCAAGGACUUGGCUCAACCCAUAUUUAAAACUACAACUGCGGACUUGCAAGUCCGAGUACAAUUUAUGAGAUACUAUGUUGAACACGAAAACACUAUAUGUGGACGGAAAACAAGACGGCCUCAAUGA
Messenger RNA from Lizanozyma spartinae, 1194 nucleotides. RefSeq lists its product as uncharacterized. The coding region runs from base 1 to 1194 and encodes 397 amino acids. The record is from RefSeq and is a predicted model, not a curated record. NCBI's taxonomy places the organism in Eukaryota, Fungi, Ascomycota, Pichiomycetes, Serinales, Debaryomycetaceae. The transcript has 2 exons.